This is a messenger RNA of Diabrotica virgifera virgifera (western corn rootworm), 559 nucleotides long. RefSeq lists its product as uncharacterized. Bases 226 to 489 code for a protein of 87 amino acids. Gene Ontology annotation, biological process: spliceosomal snRNP assembly. Lineage: Eukaryota; Metazoa; Arthropoda; Insecta; Coleoptera; Chrysomelidae. Gene Ontology annotation, cellular component: SMN-Sm protein complex. The record is from RefSeq and is a predicted model, not a curated record. The transcript has 3 exons.
AUGGUUAGUUAUUCUCAUUAUUCUGUGCCUAUAUAUUAGACAGUUGGUUGACAUUUGUUAGUAAAUAAAAAAUAAAAUAGGUCAAAAUUUAAAUGUUUGGUAAACGGUUUAAUCUUAAUUAGAGUUUAAUCAAGGUAUAGUCGACUGAAUUUAUAUUCUCUAGUUCUACUGGUCGUUGGAAUUUAACCAUAGUGAAUUUAACAUUAUCUCAAAAUUUGAAAUAAGAUGACUAAAUCAGAAGAAAAACAAAAGCAAGAAGCCUGUGCCUUUCUGAGGGAACGUUAUUUAUAUUUCCUUUCACAAUGUUAUGAUGGAAAAAAGGAAUGCAAAAUACAUAUGUAUGAAAACACUCAAACUCAAGGGACGAUAAAAGCAGUAGAUUCCAAUUUUGAAAAUAUAAUGGUCAAGAAUUUAAAGGCUUAUUAUCCUCCACCAAUUCAGAGUGCAGUUUUAAGAACUAGUGAUAUUAUAACAAUUUCUUUUAGAUAGGCAAUAUUACCUAGAAUAAACAAAAUUUUAUAUUAUUAUUUACAUUUUGAAAUAUAUGAGUUUGACUGGA